Messenger RNA from Nilaparvata lugens (brown planthopper), 4175 nucleotides. RefSeq lists its product as uncharacterized. NCBI's taxonomy places the organism in Eukaryota, Metazoa, Arthropoda, Insecta, Hemiptera, Delphacidae. Gene Ontology annotation, biological process: L-ascorbic acid biosynthetic process. The transcript is spliced from 20 exons. Gene Ontology annotation, molecular function: calcium ion binding; gluconolactonase activity. The coding region runs from base 531 to 3704 and encodes 1057 amino acids. The record is from RefSeq and is a predicted model, not a curated record.
UUUGAAAAAUCAGGAAUGAUGUAAUAGUAGAGCAUGUGUGUGAUAUACCUGUGACAGAAGUGAGAGGCCUGAGUUGGAGUGCAAAUGAACAGGCUUUGUUCUAUGUUGAUACUGCUUCAGCCGAAAUUCAUACUUAUAAGCCAUCUACCAAGAGUCUGAGUUCAGCGCAUAUUGCAAAAGGAGAAGGAAGCUCAUUGCUGUUGCCAAUUAUUGGUCGGAGAGAGAGUUUUCUGAUUGCACAGAAGAAUUCCUUAGCCAGUGUGAAAUGGGAUAGACUGAGUGCAUCCAGCACUUCCGCGCCAGAAAUAUUAAGUGCAGUGGAAAAGAGAGAGAAUGUCAUAGUUUCUGGAAAAGUUGAUAAGCAUGGACAAAUAUGGACAGGCACAGCUCCAAAAUCUCUCACAACCAACAAUUCAGAUACAGCAAAUAAUCUAGGAAAUGUUUAUCAAAUAAGUAAUAACUGCAAAGAAAUCACUAAGCAGUUGGAAAAUGUUGGCUUGCCCAGUGACUUCGAAUGGAGUGCUGAUGGAAUGGUCAUGUACUUCAUUGAUUCCACCAAACAAAAUGUUGAAGCAUUUGAUUUGAAUCCUAGGACUGGACUUAUUGCAUCAUUUACCUGUCGAAAUGUUUUCAAUUUGACUGACUCUGAAAAUGUUGGUAGAAUGAGUUCUCUGACAAUUGAUACGAAUGACAAAUUGUAUGUUGCUGUUUGUACAGUUGGACAGAUUCUAGUUGUCAAUCCUGAAACCUGUGAGUUGAUCAAUCGCAUCAGUAUACCGAACAACGGUAUUUCAUCUUGUACUUUUGGAGGUAUCAAUAUGGACAUCCUUUUUGUUAUCACGAGUGAUUCUGAGACAAAUUCUGGAAAACUGUUUCAAGUUUUCAAUCUGGGAUGCCAAGGACACCCGUCUACAGGUGCUCUUUUGUGGGACGCUUCAUUGAAAGUAGAACAUUUAGUGGGAGGACUCAGCCAGCCAAGAGGUAUCCGUUGGAAUGAGAAUAAUAGAUCUCUGCAGUUUGCCGACUCUGCGAAAGGAACUAUUCACAAUUUUUGUCCUCUCAGUGGAACAAUGACUUCGGCCACUAUUGGAAAUGGUGGAUCAGGAAGUGAAUUUACAGGGUUGAUUGUACCAAUAGCCGGACAAAAAGACAUGUUUGUCAUUUCCAGAGCAAUGGAUUUGUUGAUUGCAAAAUGGGAUAGCGAGAGUUCACAGAUAUCAACACCUGUCAUUCUGAUUAACUUGUCAAACUAUGAAGCAUUUAAUAAUGGAGCGAAAAAUUGGAUAUGCUCUGGCAAUGUAGAUCAGAGAGGAAACUUGUGGGCUGGUACAACAGGAAUGCAUCCAGAUAAUUUAAAAGAUGAUAUUACCCAAAACAAUGGACAAAUUUACUAUGUACAGAAAGGUCAUCAAGUGGUGAGGAAAAUUGUAGACCUCUCAAUGCCUGCUGGCUUUGUAUGGAGUGAAGAUGGCAGAAAAUUCUUCUUCGUGGACUCUUUGCAAUUUACAAUUGCAGUUUGUGAUUACAACGAAGAUACUGGAGAGUUAUCUAGCGCUAGAGAAUUAUUCUGUCUAUCGGACCUUAAAAUGCAUGGCUUUAUUGGUGGAUUAACGAAGGAUACUAAUGAAAUGCUGUAUGCUGCUAACUACUUUGGAGGCCAGGUACUAGUGAUCAACUCAACCACUGGACAAUUAUUCAGAACAAUCAAAAUUCCGUCAAGUGAAGUCAUAGAUUGUACUUUUGGAGGCCCCAAUAUGGAAACUUUGUUCGUACUCACUGGCCGCUCUCAAUCAAACCAAACUGCAAGUCUGUAUCAAGUCACGAAUAUUGGUGCAAGGGGAUACCCGCCCACAUGUUUUUUGAUGGAGAACUCUUUGAGAACAGAGCCUGUCACUCCUGCAUUGACAUACGGAAAAGGAGCUUUUUGGGAUGAGGAUGAGCAGCUUCUUUACUUUUGUGAUUCAUCCCAAGGAACUAUACACAGUUACAAUCCCGCCACUGAUCGAUAUGUAACAGCUCAGGUUGUUGGAGCCGAAAAAUCAAACACAAACAUAAUAAUUCCUCUGAAAGGGCUGAAAAAUAGAUUCUUGCUGGGUUUGAACAACGAAUUGUGCACAGUGCAUUGGGAUGGGAAGAGUGCUGAGACCUCUGCACCUGACAAAUCAGUUUUUGUCGAUCGGAAAAUGGGCAUCAGGUUCAAUACUGGAAAAGUUGAUUCGAGGGGCAGACUUUGGGCUGGAACUACAAGCACAGAAUGUUCAGAUCUGCUGUUAAGAAGUGGGAGGGAGGGCAGUCUUUAUUGCUUGGAUCGGUUGAGAGUAGUGGAGAAAUUCACAGCCGUGGCCAAAGUGAGUGGCCUCGAAUGGAGCAGCGACCAUAAGCGACUAUUUCUGGUCGACACCAUUAAAUCGAGGGUCGAAUGCUAUGAUUAUGAUGAGAGAAAUAGCAGUGUUAGCAAUGGCAAAAUAAUAUAUAAGCUGGCUGAACUGAAGAGAGGUAUUUUGUAUUCAAUGACAAUUGAUAUGAAUGAUACACUCUACGUUUGCAAUAACCAUGGAAGUCAGAUUCUGAUGAUAGAUUCGGUAACAGGCAAGCUGUUGCGUACACUGAGUAUCCCCGCCAGCGAGAUAUUGUCGUGUGCUUUUGGAGGCUCCAAUUUGGACACACUCUAUGUGACUACUGGCAACUCCAACCCCAGCUCUGAGUUCCCACAUGCUGGAAGCGUAUUUGCCAUCACUAACAUUGGAGUAAGAGGUGUGUCGUCUAGAAAGUUUAUCGUAGAGGAGUCUAUCAGAGCAGAGCCAGUAACUACUGCGUUUACAUUAGCCUCAGCACCACACUGGCAUGUCAAUAAACAGGUGUUAUACUUUGUAGCAACACAAGCUGCCACACCCUUGUUCUGUAGCUAUUCACCCUCUACCAGUAAAUGCUGUUUUGCUAUUGUGGGAAAUGGUACCCACACCCCAACUAUGCUAAUACCAGAGACCAGUCAGAAAGACGCUUUCUUGGUGAUCAUAAGGAACCAGCUAGCCGUUGUAACAUGGGAUGGAGUGAGUAAGCGCACAUCUGAGCCCUGCUUCAUAGCUGACUGCGACUCGGAACUGCAAGCCAAGAGACUCAGUGUGGGCAAAGUCGAUCCUCAAGGACGCUUGUGGUCGGGUGCUACUUGCAACCAAUUUGAAACGAGAGCACAGGAAAGGGAAGUGGAAAAUCUAUUGCAAAAUGAUGAGAAAAAUGGAAAUUUAAAAUGGAAUGAACUGGCUGUCUCUACUCAAGGCUUGGAGUGGAGUGUGGACGGAAAAACGUUCUACUUUGUCAAUCCUCAAAAUUUUGGAGUUGACUCUUUUGAUUUUGAUCCAUCAACUGGGAUUAUUUCCAACAGAAAAUGUGUAUUCAAAAUGGAAGAUUACAACAUUUCUGGAUCGUUGGAUGCAAUUACCAUUGACAUUGAUGGAAAUCUCUACAUUGCCAAUAAUAUGGAAUCUCAGAUACUGGUGGUCAAUCCAGAGACGGGAUCCAUUUUGUCAAAAAUUCUUAUACCAGCAACUGGGAUAACAGGCUGUGCUUUUGGAGGAGCAAACUUGGAUAUACUCUAUGUAACAACUGGACAAAAUUGUGCCAAUUCAAGGCCUCAUGCUGGCAAAUUAUUUCAAGUGAAACAUCUCGGUGUAAAAGGAUUACCAGGGAGAAGUGUAACAUUAUAAUUGCUUUUGGAUUCAAGUUGAAGAGGAACGAAUUAAUGUAUGAAGAUAAAUUUUAAGGUUUUUUUGUGAUUAUUGUCCAAUUAAACCUUUCUUUCUUUAAAUAAUCAUGAAUUAAAUUAUUUUUAUAGUAUGGCGAAUGGUAUAAUUAUUUAGUAAACUUUACAGCAUGUGGAGUUUUAUAACUCAUGGCCGUUUUAUGUAGUAAAACCUAUACAUUUACCUAUCUAUUAUUUACAUGCAGAAUCACAAUCUGUCUCAUUAUAUAGCUCAUUAGUUAGCAGUGAUUUAAAGUGAAAAUUACCACUAAAGAAUUAAUAAGGACUGUUGAUUCUGGUGUGCCGAGCACUGUUUUUAAUUCAGGCCUUUUCCCAAUUUAUAAUAGUAAAUAUUUAAUACGCAAUAGACUGGAGCCAUUAUUGUAAGUGAGUUAGCGUAAUGAAUUAUUUUCUCUCUCUAUUAUGAACCGCCAUG